UUGAGAGGAGUCCCUAGCAUGGCUGUGGGAGGAACUGCGCUGUCAGGAAUGCCAAGCAUGUAUCCAGCACCACGCGGGCCUGUAUCACUCAGGAGAGGCCAGGUCACUCUGGUCCAGCAGCAGCAGCACAUCCAAUGGACUUGCUCCUGUCGCGUCCAGUGUAGACUGGCUUCAGCUCUGGUCCAUGCCACUUCCGCUUGAGGCUCACCCCUAUCUGGAUCCUUCCAACCAAAAAUGCAGCGGGAGGAAGAAGACGGUGUCUUUCAGCAGCAUGCCCUCGGAGAAGAAGAUCAGCAGUGCCCAUGACUGCAUCAGCUUCAUGCAGGGCGGCUGUGAGCUCAAGAAGGUGCGGCCCAACUCGCGCAUCUACAACCGCUUCUUCACCCUGGACACUGACCUCCAGGCGCUCCGCUGGGAACCUUCAAAGAAAGACCAGGAGAAGGCCAAGCUGGACAUUGCGGCCGUCAAGGAGAUCCGACUAGGGAAGAAUACGGAAACUUUCAGGAACAAUGGGCUGGCGGACCAGAUCUGUGAGGACUGUGCCUUUUCCAUACUCCAUGGGGAAAACUACGAGUCUCUGGACCUGGUGGCCAACUCUGCCGAUGUGGCCAACAUCUGGGUGUCUGGGUUACGGUACUUGGUGUCUCGCAGUAAGCAACCCCUGGAUUUUAUGGAGGGCAGCCAGAACACCCCACGGCUCAUGUGGUUGAAAACAAUGUUUGAAGCUGCAGAUGUCGAUGGGAAUGGGAUUAUGUUGGAAGAUACUGCUGUUGGGUUAAUAAAACAACUCAACCCUACCCUGAAGGAAUCCAAGAUCAGGUUAAAGUUUAAAGAAAUCCAGAAGAGCAAAGAAAAAUUAACCACCCGAGUGACAGAGGAGGAAUUUUGUGAAGCUUUUUGUGAACUUUGUACUCGGCCAGAAGUGUACUUCUUACUUGUGCAGAUAUCGAAAAAUAAAGAAUAUUUGGAUGCCAAUGACCUCAUGCUAUUUUUAGAAGCAGAGCAAGGGGUUGCCCACAUCACUGAGGGUAUGUGCUUGGACAUCAUUAGGAGAUUUGAGCUUUCUGAGGAAGGGCGUCAAAAGGGGUUUCUCACCAUUGAUGGCUUUACUCAGUACCUUUUAUCACCAGAAUGUGACAUUUUUGAUCCUGAGCAAAAGAAGGUUGCUCAAGAUAUGAGCCAGCCCUUAUCUCACUACUACAUCAAUGCCUCCCAUAACACCUACCUAAUAGAAGACCAGUUCCGGGGCCCCGCUGAUGUCAACGGCUAUGUCAGAGCUUUGAAAAUGGGCUGUCGAAGCAUUGAGCUGGACGUGAGUGAUGGUCCGGACAGUGAGCCAAUCCUUUGCAAUCGAAAUAAUAUGACCACACAGCUGUCCUUCCGGAGUGUCCUGGAGGUGGUUAAUAAGUUUGCCUUCGUUUCUUCCGAGUAUCCACUCAUCCUCUGCCUGGGGAAUCACUGCUCCCUGCCCCAGCAGAAGGUCAUGGCACAGCAGAUGGAGAAAGUCUUCGGUGAUCAACUCUACACGGAAGCCCCUGUGUCAUCUGACUCCUAUCUCCCUUCUCCAGAAAAGCUGAAGAGGAUGAUAAUCGUGAAAGGAAAGAAGCUGCCUUCUGAUUCUGAUGUGCUGGAGGGAGACGUCACAGAUGAAGAUGAAGAAGCCGAAAUGUCUCGCAGGAUGUCUGUUGAAGACAGCGGCGAGCAGAAACAGAUUCGGCUUUGUCGUGAGCUGUCUGAUUUGGUAUCCAUUUGUAAAUCUGUUCAGUACAGGGAUUUUGAACUGUCUAUGAAAAGCCAGAACUAUUGGGAAGUUUGUUCAUUUAGUGAAACAGAGGCCAGCCGAAUUGCGAAUGAAUACCCAGAGGAUUUUGUGAAUUAUAAUAAGAAGUUUUUAUCAAGGGUCUACCCAAGUGCCAUGAGGAUUGAUUCCAGUAACUUGAACCCACAGGAUUUCUGGAAUUGUGGCUGUCAGAUUGUGGCAAUGAAUUUUCAGACUCCGGGCCCAAUGAUGGACCUGCAUACGGGCUGGUUCCUUCAGAAUGGGGGCUGUGGCUACGUUCUGCGGCCGUCUGUCAUGCGUGAUGAAGUUUCUUACUUCAGCGCCAACACAAAGGGCAUUGUGCCUGGUGUGUCUCCUCUGGCCCUGCACAUCAAGAUCAUCAGUGGCCAGAAUUUCCCAAAGCCCAAGGGUGCAUGUGCCAAAGGGGACGUCAUUGAUCCUUACGUCUGCGUGGAGAUACACGGAAUCCCAGCAGACUGUGCUGAGCAGAGAACUAAAACUGUACAGCAGAACAGUGAUAAUCCUAUUUUUGAUGAAACUUUCGAGUUCCAAGUAAACCUUCCAGAGCUGGCCAUGAUUCGUUUUGUGGUUCUGGAUGAUGACUACAUCGGAGAUGAGUUUAUAGGGCAGUAUACCAUCCCAUUUGAAUGCCUGCAGCCCGGGUACCGGCAUGUUCCCCUGCGCUCCUUUGUGGGCGACAUCAUGGAACAUGUGACCCUGUUUGUCCACAUAGCAAUAACUAAUCGGAGCGGUGGAGGGAAGGGGCAGAAGCGAAGCCUCUCAGUGAGAAUGGGGAAGAAAGUCCGGGAGUACACCAUGCUCAGGAACAUCGGUCUCAAAACCAUUGAUGAUGUCUUCAAGAUGGCGGUUCAUCCCUUACGAGAAGCCAUGGAGAUGAGAGAAAAUAUGCAGAGUGCCAUCGUGUCUGUGAAGGAGCUGUGUGGGCUGCCGCCCAUUGCCAGCCUGAAGCAGUGCCUGCUCACGCUGUCCUCGCGGCUUGUCACAACUGACAACAGCCCCUCCGUCACGCUGGUGAUGAGAGACACCUUCCCGUACCUGGAGCCUCUGGGCGCCAUUCCUGACGUGCAGAAGAGGAUGCUGGCUGCUUACGACCUGAUGAUUCAAGAGAGCCGAUUUCUCAUAGAAAUGGCGGAUGCAGUUCAGGAAAAGAUUGUCCAGUGUCAGAAAGCAGGGAUGGGGUUCCAUGAAGAGCUUCAUAACCUAGCAGCAAAGGAAGGCUUGAAAGGAAGGAAACUCAACAAGGCGGCUGAGAGCUUUGCUUGGAACAUCACUGUGUUGAAGGGACAAGGAGACCUGCUGAAGAGCGCCAAGCACGAGGCCCUGGAGAACAUGAAGCAGGUCCAGCUGGCCUGCCUGUCCUGUGGGCUGAGCAGGGCACCCGGCGGCGGGGCUGAGGCCAAAGGCAAGCGCAGCCUGGAGGCCAUCGAGGAGAGGGAGGGCGGUGAGGACAGCGGGCGGCCCUGACCCGCCGGCCUCUGCAGCGCCGUGCCGCCCCAUGCACUCUUCCUUCCUUCGCGGUCUUGGGAGUUUGCAAAAGACGCCCUCGUGGGGUGUUGGACAGAAACAUUUCUCCACAAUGUCAGUAUUUCAAUGUACUUAAUUUAUCUAAGUUAAAACCUUUAGAAGCAGUGUUUUAAACCCUGAGCUGUGUGUACUCACCUGUGUGUGGGUGUGUGUGUGUGUGUGAGAGAGAGAAAGAGA
Fukomys damarensis (Damara mole-rat) is the source of this 3502-nucleotide messenger RNA. RefSeq names its product phospholipase C like 1 (inactive) (gene Plcl1). The transcript is spliced from 6 exons. Gene Ontology annotation, molecular function: phosphatidylinositol-4,5-bisphosphate phospholipase C activity. NCBI's taxonomy places the organism in Eukaryota, Metazoa, Chordata, Mammalia, Rodentia, Bathyergidae. The record is from RefSeq and is a predicted model, not a curated record. Bases 185 to 3265 code for a protein of 1026 amino acids. Gene Ontology annotation, biological process: lipid metabolic process; intracellular signal transduction.